This is a messenger RNA of Cucurbita moschata (crookneck pumpkin), 1202 nucleotides long. RefSeq names its product putative Myb family transcription factor At1g14600. The record is from RefSeq and is a predicted model, not a curated record. Gene Ontology annotation, molecular function: DNA binding; DNA-binding transcription factor activity. The transcript has 4 exons. The coding region runs from base 159 to 959 and encodes 266 amino acids. Lineage: Eukaryota; Viridiplantae; Streptophyta; Magnoliopsida; Cucurbitales; Cucurbitaceae.
CUUCCCAACAUCAUCAGACACGAGUCUUCUGUCUUUCUCUUUCCUCUUUGAAGCCUUUUGCCUCUUUAUAGCUAUCAUUCUUCCUGUGUUGUAAUCUCUGUGUUACACCCAAGCCCUGCCCUUUUUCUCUCUUGUUUGGAGGGAGGUAUCAGAGAUCUAUGGAAGGGGGAAGCGACGGUGGUGCUGCAGCAGCAGCAGCAGCAGCAGCAGCAGCCGCAGCAGAAUGUUCAAACAAGAGUAGAAGUGAUAGCAACAAGUCCCAAAGCGAAUUGGGAAAUGAAGGCAGCUCAAGCAACAGCACAAUUGAAGAGAACGAUGAGCGGCAAAAGAAGCCCACCGUGAGGCCCUAUGUCAGAUCCAAACUCCCACGACUCCGUUGGACCCCCGAUCUCCACUUCCGCUUCCUUCAUGCCGUCCAAUCACUCGGCGGACAACAAAAUGCUACACCCAAGUUGGUUCUUCAAUUAAUGAACAUCAAAGGACUAAGCAUCGCCCAUGUCAAGAGCCAUCUCCAGAUGUAUCGAAGCAAGAAGAGCAAUGAAAUGACAACGGUGGCAGAUCAAAGGGUUCUAAUGUCUCAAACUAGUGAUCGCAACAUAUUCACUGUCAGCCAAAUCCCCAUGUUCCAACGCCAUAACCAAACCUACCCUUCUAAUAUUUUUCGAUUCGGUAGCCAUUCAUGGAGUGAUUACGAGAACAAAACAACACAAACCCUUUACAUGGGGAAGGCCUCGGCAUUGAGUGAAGCGAGAUCGAGGGAAUUCAGCACGAGCAUGGUCGGUGAACGGAACACGAGAACGAGGAAAGGGGAUGAAGAAAUAGACUUGAGUUUAUCGCUGAAGAUUGCAGCAAGAGAGGAGAUGAAGAUUGAGAAGAGAAGGAGGAUAGAACAAGAAGGUUUAGAAGAUAGAACUGAUUUGUCUCUAUCUUUGUGCUCAUUUCAUUCAAAAUCUCCAUAGCAAAAGAAGAGGAGGUUAAAGAGAGAGUAAGUACUCUGGAUCUGACUAAAUGAAUUCAACCCAUCAAAUUCUAAGUGAGAUGCUGAAGUACUUAUUUCCCGAUUUGUACCUAAUUUGUCUCCGAUAGAAACAAUAAACGUUCGUGAUGAUAUGAUAUUGUCUAUUUUAUGUCGAUACUUUCAUUGUCUGUCAUACCGAUAAAAAUAAUGUCAUUUAGUUAGUGUAAUAACUCAAACUCACCAU